AUGGAAGCAGCAGCAGAAGCAGCAGCAGCAGAAACGGAAGCAGGAGCAGAAGCAGCCGCAGCGGAAGCAGCAAAAGCGACAGAAGACACAGCAGAAGAAGAAGCAAAAGCCGCAGAAGAAGCACAGUCAGCAGAGGAAGCAGCAACAAACGCAGCAGCAGCAGCUGCAGCAGAAGCAGGAGCAGCAGAAGCAGCAGAAGCGGCAGAAGAAGCAGCGGCAGCAGCGUAA
Molecule: messenger RNA, 228 nt
Organism: Eimeria necatrix
Lineage: Eukaryota; Apicomplexa; Conoidasida; Eucoccidiorida; Eimeriidae
Exons: 1
Coding region: 1-228 (75 amino acids)
Source: RefSeq, a predicted model, not a curated record